This is a messenger RNA of Hordeum vulgare subsp. vulgare (domesticated barley), 749 nucleotides long. Its product is annotated as non-specific lipid-transfer protein 1. NCBI's taxonomy places the organism in Eukaryota, Viridiplantae, Streptophyta, Magnoliopsida, Poales, Poaceae. The transcript has 2 exons. The record is from RefSeq and is a predicted model, not a curated record. Gene Ontology annotation, molecular function: lipid binding. Gene Ontology annotation, biological process: lipid transport. Gene Ontology annotation, cellular component: membrane. Bases 164 to 517 code for a protein of 117 amino acids.
CCAGUAACCCCGUCGAUUUGGCCCGCCGACUAAAGCAUCCAGGCAUCUCUCGCUCGAACCCCUAUUUAAGCCCCUCCAUUCCUCCCAACAUUCUCCACACCUCCACGAGUUGCUCAUCACUAGCUAGUACGUUGUACUGUUAGCUACAGAUUAAGAAGUGAUCAUGGCCCGCGCUCAGGUACUGCUCAUGGCCGUCGCCUUGGUGCUGAUGCUCACGGCGGCCCCGCGCGCUGCCGUGGCCCUCAACUGCGGCCAGGUUGACAGCAAGAUGAAACCUUGCCUGACCUACGUUCAGGGCGGCCCCGGCCCGUCCGGCGAAUGCUGUAACGGCGUCAGGGAUCUCCAUAACCAGGCGCAAUCCUCGGGCGACCGCCAAACCGUUUGCAACUGCCUGAAGGGGAUCGCUCGCGGCAUCCACAAUCUCAACCUCAACAACGCCGCCAGCAUCCCCUCCAAGUGCAAUGUCAACGUCCCAUACACCAUCAGCCCCGACAUCGACUGCUCCAGGAUUUACUGAGCGACGAUCCGUCAAGCUGGUGCUCAGCUCAUCGAUCCACGUGGAGCUGAAGCGCGCAGCCUCUGUCCCUAUGUAGUAUGGCUACCAGUUAUGCCGAGUUUAUGCUGAAUAAGAACUCUCUCCUGUACUCCUUUGGAGGAGAUCAGUAUCUAUGUACGUGAGAGUUGAGAGUUUGUACCAUGGGCACUCCCAGUGUUUAUGGACUAUAUGCAUACACCUCCUUCUGUGCUCA